Venturia canescens is the source of this 1600-nucleotide messenger RNA. RefSeq lists its product as uncharacterized. NCBI's taxonomy places the organism in Eukaryota, Metazoa, Arthropoda, Insecta, Hymenoptera, Ichneumonidae. The transcript has 2 exons. Bases 201 to 1553 code for a protein of 450 amino acids. The record is from RefSeq and is a predicted model, not a curated record.
GAGAAAUCCUUUUUCUUUCCAUCAUAUCUCUCCCUCCCUUCCAUAUUUAAAUCUAAAUGACCAAAAACGACUUCCGUCGAUGCUUCCGAAAAGGGCUGAAUCUUCGGCUUGACUAGUUAGUACGCAUCGAACCCCGAAAGAGUCAACACGACGAGAUAACUUGAGAGAGACUCUAUCAUAAAACUCGACAUCAACUCAUCAUGUCUCUGGUCACCGACGUUGCUACGGAGCAAUUGCUGCGUAUACAAGCAAAGCUUCUUCGGACGUUGGAGCAAUAUUUGGUGUGGGAACAUCAGUGUGAUACACUUAUCGAAUCGUUGGAGGCGCAAGUUCGAUUGAAGCAAUCACGACUGGGAUGGCACCACGCAGUCACUUCGCAAAUCUUACGUCUCGAAUGUUUGAAACAGGUAACACGUCAACGCUUCAUACAUUGGGGCGGCGGAGUAUCGAAUGAUUGUGGAUUAAUAUGGCGAGAAAUCGAGAGCGCAUUCGAAAAUCGCUUGUCAACCGGGGCUGUAAUUAAUCGUGAUCACAUCGACCCACGGAAGUUCUUACUGGAUGCAUUUGAACUUGUUGAAAAACAAGUAAGUGCUCAUAAUAUACGCAAGUAUAACAGCAUCAAAGUGAACACUUCGUUCAAUGGAGAGUUCAGCGUGGGUGAUAAGCGGGCGAUUAAAAGUAUCAACACGGGAAAUGUUGAACUUUUUACAACAUCGGAUCUGAGAGAGUGGUAUCAGAAGCGAGUUGUGGAGCCGACUCUGAAAUCGCUCGAGGAGUUCCAGGAGAGUGACAGUAGCUGGACCCUAACGUCAAUAACCAAUCUAACAGUGAACAUCAACAAGUACAAUGCUUUGCGUGCGGGAUGUCACAUUCCAAUGGCGAAACGCAUACUCUUGAAGAAAGUAGUCGUGAAUGUGAAAUCACGAGAUAAUGCGUGUUUCGGAUGGGCAAUGACUGCUGCACUUCAUCUAGCAGAAAAAAACAGUGAUCGCAUAUCUUCAUAUCCGCAUUAUUCGACGAUAUUUAAUCUCCAAGGUAUCAACUUUCCUAUGACGUUGGAUCAAAUUAAGAGAUUUGAAAAAUUAAACAAUCUCUUAAUUAAUGUGUAUAACGAGAAAAAGGAUGUGAUUCUGCCAGUGCGGGUGAGCAAGGAGAAGAAAGAGCGACAUGUCAACUUGCUUUACGUCGAAGACGUGUCAGAAUGUGGAAUUGGACACUUUGCUUACAUCAAUAAUUUAUCUCGGCUCGUCAGCUCACAACUCAAUACUAAUGAGCACCGGAAAUACGUUUGCGAUCGAUGCCUCCAUUACUUCGCAACCAUUGAAAAGCUGCAGUCACAUGAGGUGGAUUGCGGCGUACUCAACGAUUGUGCUGUUCGACUACCGGGUGAAAAAGUCAAAUGGCUGGAAUUCACGAACGCCAAUCGGAAGGAUCGUCUCCCGUUCGUGGUAUACGCCGAUCUCGAAUGUAUCUUGGAGAAGACCAGCGCUGAAGAGAGAGAGAGAAAAACAAGAUCCAACAUCAUCGCGUCUUCAGCAUUGGAUAUUAUGUAAAGUGCUCUUACGAUGAUUCACUAUCGGGAUAUCACGAGCGCCGAGGU